AUGGCAGAAGAGGUGGAAAACUUCUUUGGCGUCUACAUGCUGUACUGUCUUAACCCCAAAUUUAAAGGGCGAAUAUACAUCGGUUUUACAGUCAAUCCUGAACGCAGGAUUCGACAACAUAAUGCCGGACGGCACAAAGGAGGGGCGAAGAGGACCAGUGGAAGAGGACCAUGGGAGAUGGUCCUCAUCAUCCAUGGCUUCCCGUCUGACAUCGCUGCCUUGACAUUUGAGUGGGCGUGGCAGAACCCCCACACCUCCAGACGCCUGGCCCAUGUCUCCCGGCGCGCCAGGCGCGAAUCCAGCCUGCAGUUUCACUGGCGCGUGGUUUCCAACAUGUUACGCGCCGCACCGUGGAGCAGACUCCCUUUGACGGCCCGCUGGCUCAAGAUGGAGUACAAGUUGGACUUUGAGUUGACUCUGAGGCCCCCGCCGCACGUCUCCGUGGCUUUCGGCGGUGUCAAAGCCAAGAAGUCGCGGCCGUUGCAGUUAGAACACCCAGAGGAGACUUGCGAGUGUUUUAUAUGUCAGGGCAAGAUCAAGACAUCCGAAGAGCUCCAAUGCGUCCACGCCUCUUGCGGAAUGCGCAGUCAUGUGAUCUGCCUCGCCCAGGAAUUCCUGCGAGCCGAACCGUCCCAGAUCUUACCCGUGGCGGGUCGGUGUCCAGCCUGUCGUCGCUCUUUGCUGUGGGGGAGUCUCAUCCGCCUCAAGCAAGGAUGCACGGGACACAAAGAGGAGUUGACGUAUCCCACUUAA
Messenger RNA from Nerophis lumbriciformis (worm pipefish), 753 nucleotides. The record is from RefSeq and is a predicted model, not a curated record. NCBI's taxonomy places the organism in Eukaryota, Metazoa, Chordata, Actinopteri, Syngnathiformes, Syngnathidae.